Dothidotthia symphoricarpi CBS 119687 is the source of this 847-nucleotide messenger RNA. RefSeq names its product 60S ribosomal protein L31. Gene Ontology annotation, biological process: cytoplasmic translation. NCBI's taxonomy places the organism in Eukaryota, Fungi, Ascomycota, Dothideomycetes, Pleosporales, Dothidotthiaceae. The record is from RefSeq and is a predicted model, not a curated record. The transcript is spliced from 3 exons. Gene Ontology annotation, cellular component: cytosolic large ribosomal subunit; ribosome. The coding region runs from base 369 to 578 and encodes 69 amino acids. Gene Ontology annotation, molecular function: structural constituent of ribosome.
UCUUCGUCGACUAACCCCACAGAACGGAACUCUGCCAAAAUGUCCAAGGCCCAGACCAAGAAGCCCGCCGGCAAGACCGGCCGCAGCGCCAUCGCCGACGUCGUCGCCCGCGAAUACACGAUCCACCUGCACAAGCGCGUAUGUUGAUUCAGUUUUGUGAAGUCCAUCGAUGGCUUGCAUGGUCGGAGGUGGGCGCCUGAGCAGACCGAUUACGCUGUCUCAAUCGCCCGUCUCUGGCUGUGCGGGUAUCGGGCGGAAGACUGAAGGCGAACAUUGGGCUAAUACGGGAUGAAUAGGUUCAUGGUGUUAGCUUCAAGAAGAGGGCUCCCAAGGCCAUCAAGGAGAUCAAGGCUUUUGCUGAGAAGGCUAUGACCACCAAGGAUGUCCGCCUUGACCCCCAGCUCAACAAGAAGGUCUGGGAAGCCGGUAUCAAGGGUGUCCCGUACCGUCUCCGUGUCCGCAUCUCGCGUAAGCGUAACGACGAGGAGGGCGCCAAGGAGAAGCUGUACUCUUACGUCCAGGCUGUCAACGUUAAGGACCCCAAGGGUCUGCACACCCAGGUCGUCGAGGACCAGUAGAUGUAUGCAUGGGCUGGUUUGGGACGAGUAGAGGAAUACAGUGCAUAUCAAAAGCAUGGCGUUCCGGCGGGUUGCUGAGUAGCGCGAGGACAUGCAGCGAAAGGCUAGUGAAAUGAUAUCUGAAUGACAGUUCAUGCCCGCCAUGUUGGAUUACUUCAACUCUUUUCUAACGACUGUUCUUCUAUUCCCAAUCUUAUGUGAUGUGGUUGCGCUGCUGAUCUUGUACAAUAAGCUAGCAAGAUUGGCGAAAACGAUGGGUUAUGUUUUGG